Pseudoliparis swirei is the source of this 4996-nucleotide messenger RNA. RefSeq names its product lysine-specific demethylase 4A-like. The transcript has 23 exons. Gene Ontology annotation, molecular function: histone H3K9 demethylase activity; histone H3K36 demethylase activity. The record is from RefSeq and is a predicted model, not a curated record. Gene Ontology annotation, cellular component: nucleus. NCBI's taxonomy places the organism in Eukaryota, Metazoa, Chordata, Actinopteri, Perciformes, Liparidae. Gene Ontology annotation, biological process: chromatin remodeling. The coding region runs from base 143 to 3745 and encodes 1200 amino acids.
UUCACUGGGGGGUUUGUUAGCAAGCUGUCUUCUCUCUCCUGUGCAACUAAAUGAUCUUUGUAUUGAUUACGAUAUAUUUGCAACGCAACGGAAUAAGGUCCCAACCAACUGAGAGGAGGCGGAGCUUCCUUUGAGUUUUGGGAUGGCGUCAGCUGUGAUUUCCCAAAGCAAUGGUUCCAAGGGGAUCAUGACUUUUUACCCCACUCCUGAGGAAUUCAAGAACUUCAGCCGCUACAUUGCAUAUGUGGAGUCCCAAGGAGCCCACAAAGCAGGCCUGGCUAAAAUUGUCCCACCAAAGGAUUGGAAGCCCAGAAAAUCUUAUGACGAUAUAGACGAUUUGGUGAUCCCAGCACCCAUUCAGCAGGUGGUGACGGGCCAGUCGGGCCUUUUCACCCAAUACAACAUUCAGAAGAAGUCCAUGACCGUGAGAGAGUUUCGCAAGAUGGCCAACAGUGACAAGUUCUGUAGUCCACAUUAUGAUGACUUUGAGGAGCUUGAAAGGAAGUACUGGAAGAACGUGACAUUUAACCCUCCCAUAUACGGGGCCGAUGUCAAUGGAUCUCUAUAUGGCCCUGAUGUCAAAGAAUGGAACAUUUGCCAUCUUGACACUAUUUUGGAUACUGUGGAAUGUGAAAGCGGCGUCACUAUUGAGGGUGUUAAUACACCCUACCUGUAUUUUGGCAUGUGGAAGACCACCUUUGCAUGGCACACUGAGGACAUGGACCUCUAUAGUAUCAACUACUUGCACUAUGGAAAGCCCAAAUCAUGGUACUGUGUUCCUCCAGAGCAUGGGAAACGAUUGGAGCGCUUGGCUCAAGGGUUCUUUCCUGGUAGCUUUCAAAAUUGUGAGGCUUUUUUAAGGCACAAGAUGACUCUCAUCUCUCCCUCGAUACUAAAGAAGUAUGGCAUUCCGUUUGAAAAGAUUACUCAGGAGGCUGGUGAGUUCAUGGUAACGUUCCCUUACGCCUAUCAUGCUGGUUUCAACCACGGUUUCAACUGUGCAGAAUCCACCAACUUCGCCACAGAGAGAUGGAUCGAGUACGGCAAGCAAGCUGUUUUGUGCUCAUGCCGAAGAGACAUGGUGAAGAUUUCUAUGGAUGUGUUUGUGAAGAAAUUCCAGCCAGAUCGCUAUGAGCAGUGGCUGGCAGGGCGAGAUGUGUUACCCAUUGACCACACACGGCCCACCCCAGAGGCGAAGGAGUUCCUGGGCGAGUCCUUUAAUGACAUCAGGACCAGUAACUCCAUGGAGGGCGGUGGGGAUGACGGGGAGCGAAAGAGCACGACACAGAGGAUAGAGACGAAGAGACACAGAGUCUGUCUGGAAGUGCCCGAGGAAGUGGUUCCCAAGGAUGAAGAUGAGGAAGAUGUGGAGCAGUAUGGGAAGCGUCCCAGGCUCAGCCUUAUACCUCCACGUACCAUGUCACAAGAUGGCAAGAGAAAUAAAGGCCCACCAAAGUUGGUUGUCACACCAACCAAGCUCACUUUAUUGGAGCCUUUCCACAGGAGCCUAACUCAAAGUAACAGUGAUGUAGGCCGCCCCCCACAUUAUACCAAGACUCGUGCACCUGCGAUCAUCUCUCAGUCCCAGCACAGAAACGGAUAUUUAUCAGUUUCAGCAGCACCUUCAUGGACAGACGCCACCACUAAGCCGUCCCGCAAAAUGGGGGUAGCCAGCCUGCUCUUCCACAGAACUCUGAGUCCAAAAGACACUCUUCAGGUGCAGAGCUACUCUAUAGAAAAGAAGCAGCAGCAGCCUCACACACAGCUGCUGGUGCACAGCUAUGCUAGAGAGCAUCAACCCCGGAAUCUCCACCACAAAGCCUGUACAUUAACCCACACACGGGUUCAGCCCUCGCCACAGUCAGAAUCUAAGAUUAUUGGUACCGACGCAUCACUGAAUCAGUCGGAAGCAGAGUGUCUUGUCGAGGAGGGCCAAAAGGAGGACACACCGGAAAUAUCGAUGCCUGCUGAAGUGAAGAAGCCUGAAGUGAAGAAGCCUGAAGUGAAGAAGCCUGAAGUGAAGAAGCCGGAAGUGAGGAAGCCGGAAGUGAAGAGGCCGGAAGUGAAGAAGCCUGAAGUAGAGCUCACCUGCAAUUCUACACGGAAAACACAUCCACAGAUCCAUCUCCCAGAGAUGAGCAAACCGGUGAUCUACGCCCCCAAGAACAACAAGCGAAAGAGUAACCUUGUGGAUAGUGGCAUGAUCAGCCCGAAUCACACCGGUCCUGUCCAGAAACCAAUCUGUGACAAGGUGAAGGUGAUCACUCAGAAACAACAUCAGGUGUCAGUAGAGCAGUCCUACUGCAAGUCUGUCGUGAAGAAGCAACAGCUGCAGGCCCAGCUCUGCAAGCUGCCCCGUCAUCACCCUCUCAUCAGGGAGGUGCACAGUGACAACGAAGAGUACAUAGAGGAGGAGUUUGAGCAAGAGGAGAAAGAGGAGUGGGCGAAGCCGUUAACUCAGUUGUGGCAGUGUCGCCCAUAUAACCCUCGGGCCGAGAGGGAGUACAACAAGAGCAUGGGCCAGCAGGCCCCCUACUGCUCCAUCUGCCUCGUCUUCUACACUUACCAUGAGUCUGACUCCGACAGUGGGAGUUCCAGCGUGACGUUGGUGAACCGUCCAGGAGGCCACCAGCGGUCCAAGCCGCUCAUCCCUGAAAUGUGUUUCAACACCCAAUCUAGCAAGACCAAUGAAAACGGGGAGGGUCAGCUGUCUAACCCCCAUGUCGCCGAAGAUGGGACCAGCCGGCUGGUCAGCUGUGCUCAGUGUUGUGUCCGCGUACAUACAAGUUGCUACGGUGUGAAUGGGGAUGAAGCAGAAGUAGACGACUGGCUGUGCGCCCGCUGUGAGGCGAAUGCCACGACGGAGGACUGCUGUCUGUGCUCCCUGAGAGGCGGAGCUCUGCAGAGAGCCAACGAUGACAAGUGGGUUCAUGUGCUGUGUGCCAUCACUGUGCUGGAAGCUCGCUUUGUCAACAUCACUGAGCGAGGCCCCAUCGACCUCUCGACUAUCCCACUGCCUCGGUUCAAGCUGAAGUGUGCAUUCUGCAGGAAACGGAUGAAGAGGGAGGUGAAUGGCUGCUGUGUCCAGUGUUCCCACGGCCGCUGCUCCACGGCGUUCCACCCCACCUGCGCUCAGGCAGCUGGAAUGAUCAUGCACCCAGAUGACUGGCCGUUUACCGUCUUCAUCACCUGCCACAGGCACAAAGCGCCCAGCAUGCCAGAGCGUAACAAGGCGUCCAUGCGUGAGCUGUCCGUGAAGCAGAGAGUGAUCUGUAAAUACAGAAACACCCGUUACUACCACAGUGAGGUGGUGGAGCUGACCGCAGCCACCUUCUACGAGGUGGUGUUCGACGACGGCUCCUACAGCAACAACCUCUUCCCCGAGGACAUCGAGAACCGUGACUGCGGCCGGCUCGGACCGCCGGCUGAAGGUGAUGCUGUUCAGGUGCGAUGGACCGAUGGGCUGAUAUACGGAGCCAAGUUCAUGGCGUCGCACUCCAUCCCCAUGUACCUGGUGGAGUUUGAGGACGGGUCACAAAUCACUGUCAAGCGAGAAGACAUCUACACUCUGGACGAGAAUCUUCCCAAACGAGUCAAGUCCCGAAUGUCGGUGGCGUCAGACAUGCGCUUUGAGCUCUUCUCCCAGAGCGACGUGAAGAAGAACUCCAAAAGGCAACGGGUCAUCAACUCUCGGUACAGAGAGGACUUCAUCGAGCCUGUCAUCUACCGAGCCAUCAUGGAGUGACUUCCUUCCUCUCUCCGGCGCUCCACCUCAUCAACUCACCGCAAAGAGAUGCAGCUCCAGAUCUUUGUUUCUUCGUCUGGCCUCUUUGUUUCUUGCUACUGCUCGUAGGAACCCCUCCUCAUCGUCCUCCUCCUCUUCCUCCACUGCCUGUCAGGCUACUUAUUUAUAAACUACGGCUGGGACUUUUAUUUACUUUAGUUUGCGUUCAAUAAUAUUAUUUGACUUGUGUUUCCCAUCACACUCUGUAGAUUGUUUUCUUCAUCCAUUUCAUUAUUUUCUUUUUUUUCUCAGGUAGAAACUAUUUUGGAUGAUGAUUUAUGUGAAACAUUUGACUAUAAUGUGGGAAAGAUAUUUAUUUCUCUAGCACCAAAUUUACCAACUAAAGGAAACUACACAUUAUACAAUGGACAGUUAAUUUCACUUUGUGACAUUUCUUCUAUAAAUCCCCGUUUGCUCUUGGUUUACUGACUCAUGUUAGUUUUAUAAAACAGUUUAUCAUAUGCUUGGCAAUACGGUUUUAAAGAAAGUAUCAUUUUUCCUUCUACAUUUUUUCCCUUCAUGAAAUUGAACAAAGGCAGGACUGUAAACUGUGAGCAAAUCAGCUGUUUAUUACAAAAUAAAGUUGAUUCAUGUAGAACUCUGUUCACUUGUUACCCCAAAGAAAUUAAAUAGUAUCUCAAGGUCACCGUUUGACACAUCUUCAGGUUGUACUUAUGGAUCAUAAUACAAUGUAUAAAGUGAUCUGUAUUGCUUCUCAUUGGUGUGUCAACGUGCACCUACUGUGAAGACAGAAGAAAACAUCUUUCCCAGGCCCAUGCCUUACAUUUCAAAGGGCCUAACAUACUUUGAUUUUUGUAAAGCUUAAGGUUUAUUAUAGCUAUUGUAAUUAAUCAUUGUCACACUUUAUUUAUGUGAGUGCAUUGAGUUUAAGAAAAAAAAGCUAUUUUUGUCAUGUCCUUUUCACAAUCUGGAGAAAACCUAAGAUGUAUUUAUAUUUAUUAUAUUGAUAGGUUUCCAGACAUCCUGUUUAAAUUUUGACUCUCGUUCCCUGUUCUGGGAUUAAAGAGUGAAUGCUAAUCUGUUUCAAAUCCCGCUCCAAACAAAAUGCACUUAUUUUUACCUCCUGCCUCAGGAGAUUUGGCAUUUUGUCGACACAUGGCCUCCACUAUGUUUUUCAUGAACGUGGCUCUAGAGUUGAAAGUUGUAACCUGGUUCCAGUUUGACCACAAAUAAAUGAGAAGUUUUCUCUGA